This is a messenger RNA of Purpureocillium takamizusanense, 2713 nucleotides long. It is a transcript of the gene SPE1, whose product is annotated as Ornithine decarboxylase. Gene Ontology annotation, molecular function: ornithine decarboxylase activity. Bases 1112 to 2461 code for a protein of 449 amino acids. Lineage: Eukaryota; Fungi; Ascomycota; Sordariomycetes; Hypocreales; Ophiocordycipitaceae. The transcript is spliced from 2 exons. The record is from RefSeq and is a predicted model, not a curated record. Gene Ontology annotation, cellular component: cytoplasm.
ACGAGUCCAACUCGAGCACACACACGCACACACACUUCUUUCAGUCCUUUUCUCCUCCAUCGUCACCGACGCCCACGCCUCCCGUCUGCCUCGCUCCCGCGCGACACCCGCAACGCCGCACAUCUAUAAAGACGCCCGCACUCGCCCGCGUCAGCUCUCGUCCUUUCCGCCCCUCGCCCUGCAGGGACUGCUUUAUUGGAGGAAUUGAGACCCCAAAGGUGAGUUAGACUCGAGCCUGGCGCUGCCGCUGCCGCCUCCCGUUGCUUGCGGCUGUUUGGCGGUGCGGUGUUUCUCUCGCAGACUGUCGAUGCGCGCCGCCGUGCGUUGUUUUUCCCCUCCCUCCAUUCUGGCCGAGAGGCUGAACCCUCCGCGACGGCCUCGCCGGAAGCCUAUCGCGGAGAGGCCGCCCUAUGCCUCCUCACCCUCGUGCCCUCUUGCCUUUCUCGCUGAUUCCCUCGUCAUCCUUCCGUCGCUGCCCCUAUAGCUCCGGCUUGCGCCGCUGCUGCUGCUGAUCCUCCUCUGGUGGCAAACUUGUUAUGACUUGGCUUGCUUCCUGGCGCUUGGACAUCUUCUCGCCCUCUCCCCGUCCGCCCGUCCAUCAAAACUCGCUCUUGAGCCACUUGCUGACCGCCGCUCUCCGCGCAAAAAACAGUCUCUCUCCUUCUCCCUCACCCAUCUCGACUGCCUUUGGUCUUCUCAAAGGCAACCCGCUUCGCCACGGCUCCCCCGGCCGUGACCUUCGUCAGUGACCAAGAUUUCAGCCUCCGAAAGACAUCCCACAUCAUCAACGCCAUCCCUCCUCCCGCCGCUACUGCCGUCGCCGCACGCGCCUAAGCUCUCCCUCCACGCCCUCUUGUCUCUAGACGGGACCCCCUCUCAGCCCCCGCCCCCGUCGUCCUCCGACACCCACCAGCUGCCGCAUAGGAGGAACCAGGAGGUUCUUCCUCUCGCCGAGGAAGAGUCGAGGAGGCCUCGCCAGUCCAUUGAGGGAUCAGUCUGUCACUGCUUCCGACCCCCCUAACACCCGCCACGGUCGAUUGAAGUCUAAAUCUUUUCCACCUCACACGGCAAACCAUCUCAGCAAGAUCUACACCCCCUAAACACCAGGGAUAUGGUUAUGGCAACGACUGUCAUCGAGACUUACACUCAAGAUGUUAAUCAUGCUCAUAUGUUAAUGAAGAAGCCGCUCGUCGCCGAAACGCUUUUUCAAGACGAUGCCGUGGUUGAUCCCAAGCAACUGAUUGGCGAGGCUCUUCACCAACGCGUCCAGCAGGUCGACCAUGAAUUGUGCGACCCUGGCGAUGAGGACACCUUUUUUGUCGCGGACCUUGGCGAGGUCUAUAAGCAGCAUCUCCGCUGGAAGAAGGCCCUUCCCCGCAUUAAACCCUUUUAUGCUGUCAAGUGCAACCCUGACCCUCAGGUUUUGCGACUCCUGGCCGCGCUGGGCUCCGGCUUUGAUUGCGCCUCCAAGACCGAGAUCGAGCAGGUUCUUUCCAUGGGCGCCUCGCCUGAGCGCAUCAUCUAUGCUCAGCCAUGCAAGACCAACUCGUACGUCCGCUACGUCAAGUCUGUGGGCGUCAAACAGAUGACGUUCGACAAUGCCGAUGAGCUCUAUAAGAUUGCCAAGCUGUUCCCGGGCGCCGAACUGUUCUUGCGAAUCAUGACUGAUGACACGUCGAGCCUGUGCCGCCUCAGCAUGAAAUUUGGCGCCGCCAUGGACACCACGGAGAGCCUGCUGGCCCUAGCCAAGAGCCUCAGACUCAGCGUCGUCGGCGUCAGCUUCCACGUUGGGUCUGGCGCCUCUGACCCCAUGGCCUUUUACAAGGCGGUCCGAGACGCCCACACCGUGUUCCAGCAGGGCCGCGAGCUCGGCUUCGCCAUGCGCACCCUGGACGUUGGCGGCGGCUUCUGCGGCGACACCUUUGAGCAGAUGGCGGGCGUCUUGGACAGCGCCCUCGACGAGUUCUUCCCUGCUGGGUGCAGCGUCGACAUCAUCGCUGAGCCUGGCCGCUACUUUGUCUCUGCGGCGUUCACCAUUGCUUGCAACAUCAUUGCGCGCCGCACCGUCGAGGACCCGACGCUGGACGGCAAGGGCUACAUGGUGUACGUCAACGACGGCGUGUACGGCAACUUUUCGAGCAUCAUGUUCGACCACCAGCACCCCGUUGGCAAGAUCCUCCGCCGCAACGGCGAGACGCUCUACAACACGCCGGAGGCGGAGCCGUGCGGCGCUGGCGAAGGCGUCGAGUACUCGGUGUGGGGCCCGACGUGCGACGGCAUUGACCGCAUCAGCGAGAGCACCCGCUUUCACUCCAUCCUCGACGUUGGCGACUGGCUGUACUUUGAGGACAUGGGCGCCUACACCAAGUGCUCUGCCACGCAGUUCAACGGCUUCCCCAACGCCCACGACGUCAUUUACGUCUGUAGCGAGCCCGGUGCCAAGGCGCUCCUGGGCCUCUGAGGACCAGGCGCUGACUUGGUCGCAUUCUUCUUCACUUCUAUGGUUGAAAAAGCUGGACACACUGGAGGCUUGGAAAGAGAAGGUUGAAUUAUUUUUGCUUGCAAAUAACGAAAGAAAAAACCACAUGAUAGAAGGCAGCAAUCUAGAGAGAGAUAUGGUCUAGACGACAAUGUUAUAGCUUUGGCGCUAAUAUCAUGAACGACUUGGCCCGGCGCAUGAAUGUGCCAUGCUAUCUGGCAUGUGAAGCACCCC